Thelazia callipaeda (thelaziosis nematode) is the source of this 1308-nucleotide messenger RNA. NCBI's taxonomy places the organism in Eukaryota, Metazoa, Nematoda, Chromadorea, Rhabditida, Thelaziidae. The record is from the annotation of a GenBank genome assembly.
AUGAAAGCAUUUCAAAAUUUGCGGAAUGCACUGGCAUCCUCGUCGCAAGCAACGUUGCAAGCACAGUCAGAAUCGCAAGUAUCGAGAAGCAGUAGCAGCCGAAAGUCAAAAAACAGAGCACAAUCAACAAGUAGUGAAGGCGUGAAACCAAAACGGCGGUUAUCUUUCAGCCGAUUAUCGCGAUCUCCGCCAACACAGCCAACUGAAGAAAAGGUCGAAAAUUCCUUACACCGUGUUACUUCUUCCACUAAUCUUCAGAAAUUCUCCGGGGCUACCAAGAUUCGAAGAUCAGUAUCUAAUGAGAAAUUGACUACUUGCGUGGAGAGAAAACGUAGAGACAUUAAUUCCUCACCAAAAUCUAGUAAUUUUGCGAUAAAGAGGCUUGGAUUUCCGUGUGAACUGCCGAAUAACCUUGUCACAGAUGUUGGUAUACAAGGACAGUUUGAAAAUAAGGACAAAAAAGCAGGCGUUAUUAUCACUAAAUCGCUACUUGUUUUAAGAGUUGAAGAAAACUCAAUAUUCUAUGACACUCUGAAAAUAUGUGAUUUCUUAACACACAUCGAAAAUGAAAAAAUCAGCGGAAAGAAAGAGUUUUAUAAUAAAUUAAAGUCGUUUCGUAGUAAUGGCAAAAGGUUCAACAUAAGAUUACGUAGACCAUUAUGGAAUACGCCAGCAACAAAAUUACCAAAAGGUUAUGACCGAGCUCCGGGUUAUAACUACAUAUGUGGCUUGAUGAUCCUGUAUCCAGGCGGUAAUUUGGGCAUGAAUGUUAAAUCGUACAAUAGUAAAGUAUAUGUUACCAGUACCGAUCAGUUAAGUAUGGCAUCUGCCACGUGCCUCAUGGGAGAUUGUAUUGUUGACGUGAACGGUACGCCAGUCACGUCAACCGCUUCAUGUAGAGAACGCAUGAUUUCAGAACUGAAAGAGAAGAAAUAUGUGAUGAUGACGAUCGAGCGAGCGGUAGAUAUGCAAGCUCUAAGGGUGGUUAAAUAUGUGCUACUUGUCCAGAAAGUUCCUGAAAAAGACCCAAGAAUGGCACAAGACACAACUAAAAUUGGCUUAGACGAAGCUGAGAGGAUUCGACGAAGUACUUUACCUGUGCACUUGAAGAGUAUUUAUCAUGGCAAACAUGAAUCUCGCCAAAAACGCCUGAUAAUUCGUGAAAUGUCAAUGUUUACUCCAAUAGGUGCUGAUCCAUUCAAUCCUUUGCUGAUGCAGGCUGUUCCUCCAAAAAAAAUGGAUGUUCUGCAUGCAUCUAAGUCAGGCCAACUAAAUAUCUCUGAUCAGAUUCAACAAUCCAAGGAAUAA